UCUAACAGUCUCGGUAUUUGGUUUCCUCUACUUUUACACUUGCAAUUUGUCGAUCCGCAUAAAAGUGAGAAAUUAAAGUUUGAAAUAAAGGAAUAGCCAUUUUCAUCUUCAAAGGAAGAGCUAACAGUCAAUGUCAGAGUACUGUCUCACCCGUGACGACAUUGCUGUGUUAUGUACAAUUAAGUCGUGGAGCUUUUAACAUAACAAGCAAACAGAGAGGGGGCGCCAAAUUUUCGGACGACCAAAGUUAUAUUUUUUCUUGUUUUAGUAAUAUCUGUGUGAAACAGGUGACGCUUUGCUGAGUGAGAUGAACAUUACUGGUUUUGACAUAACCACGGAGACCACGGCAGAUUUGCACACAGGAACGGAAGAGGAAGACGUCAGGCGGCUAUCGACAUCAGAAGAAUAUUUGGCUUACCUUUGUACAGAUGGCAGCUGGAACUACAUUGCAGAAAGCCAUUGAUCUUGUAACGAAGGCAACAGAAGAAGAUAAGAAUAAGAAUUAUGAAGAAGCAUUAAGAUUGUAUGAACAUGGUGUAGAAUACUUUCUACAUGCAAUUAAAUAUGAAGCACAGGGGGAGAGAUCAAAGGAGAGCAUUAGGACUAAAUGUCUUCAAUAUUUAGACAGAGCCGAGAAACUAAAGGAACACCUGAAGAAGAGUAAAUCAAAGAAGCCAGUGAAGGCUGGAGAAGGCAAUUCAAAGAGUGACGAGAAAAAAAGUGACAGUGACAGUGAUUCUGAUGAUCCAGAAAAGAAAAAGUUACAGGCCAAGCUUGAGGGAGCCAUUGUUGUGGAAAAGCCAUGUGUUAAGUGGUCAGAUGUGGCUGGUCUAGAAGGAGCAAAGGAGGCAUUGAAGGAGGCUGUUAUUUUACCCAUAAAGUUUCCACACUUGUUUACUGGAAAAAGAAUUCCUUGGAAAGGAAUAUUGCUUUUUGGGCCUCCUGGAACAGGAAAGUCUUACUUAGCAAAGGCAGUAGCCACAGAGGCAAACAAUUCCACUUUUUUCUCAGUUUCAUCUUCAGAUCUAGUAUCCAAGUGGCUUGGAGAAUCUGAGAAACUUGUAAAGAACCUAUUCGAAUUGGCAAGACAGCAUAAACCAAGUAUCAUAUUCAUCGAUGAAGUCGAUUCACUUUGUUCAUCGCGCUCUGACAAUGAAUCCGAAUCAGCAAGAAGAAUCAAGACUGAAUUUCUGGUCCAGAUGCAAGGUGUUGGCAGUGAUAAUGAUGGCAUACUAGUUUUGGGGGCUACUAACAUCCCUUGGGUAUUAGAUGCUGCUAUUCGAAGAAGAUUUGAAAAGAGAAUUUACAUUCCUCUUCCUGAGGAACAUGGCAGACUCACAAUGUUCAGGUUGCAUUUGGAAAAUACAGCACACACACUCACAGAAGAGGAUCUCAGAAAGCUGGCCAAGAACACAGAAGGGUAUUCUGGUGCUGAUAUUAGUAUUGUGGUACGAGAUGCAUUGAUGCAGCCUGUAAGAAAAGUUCAAACUGCUACCCAUUUCCGGCGUGUCCGGGGGCCAUCUCGCACAGAUCCUAAUAUCAUUGUAGAUGACCUUGUUACACCUUGCUCACCUGGAUGCCCUGGGGCUAUUGAAAUGACGUGGAUGGAUGUGGAGGGUGAUAAGCUAUUUGAGCCACCAGUUACAAUGAGUGACAUGAUGCGGUCGCUUGCCACUUCAAAACCCACAGUGAAUGAUGAAGAUAUGGCAAAACUAGAAAAAUUCAAAGAAGAUUUUGGUCAAGAGGGAUAACUGUUUAUUAUGUGACUGGUUCCUCCUCUGUAAUAUCAUCCUUUUCAAUACUACACAUUUUUUGCAGACACUCACAUUGCUUAUAAAGCAGUGUGGCUGGUCCAGAUGGUACAUGUUUAAUUAGUGAAUAAUGUGCAUGUUUUUCUUUUUGUUUUCUCAUAUGGAUACUUAAAAGCAUUGCAGUCAGCUGUAAACAAAUGGAAACAUGUACAUAGUAUUAAUUAUGGACCACUGUCUUGUAAUUUAUCAACGUUCCAUUAUACGUUUCACUCAAAUCCAGAAAGCCACAAACAUUGUAUAAUACUGCAUGUAUACAAAUUACAAAAUAGUACUUUAUAAUGGCAAAAUUUCAUGUUGGGUGACAAAGGUAAUAACACUUCAACAUGGUAUAUAUAUAUAUAUGUGUAUAAAGAUUCUUUCAUGUCAUUUUUAUUAUAAUAACUUCAUGAUUUCUUUUUGUAUUGUUAUGAGUGGUAUUUUAUAUAUAUAUAUCACCUUACUACAGAUGGUCAUUUGACUACUGAUUACAUCAUAAAAACAGGCACGUUCAUGUUUAAAUCGUAUAUUUUAGCAGACAUGCCAGCUUGUUGAGAAUCCCUUGUGCACUGGGAGGAAUGUUACUAUAAUAUUCUAUGGUAAGAUAGAACAGCAGAUUGAAUUAACACAUCACUAUCAACAUGAGUGCUUUAUUUUUGCCCUAAUUUUAAAACAGCAUUUAAAAAAGAUCAUUUGUGUACAGUACUCUGCUUCUGUAUAUACAAUAGCAAUAAAUAAUUUUGCUUUAGUGAAAGAAGACUGAAGUGAAUAAAACUCUAGUUUAACCCCCA
This is a messenger RNA of Cryptotermes secundus, 2578 nucleotides long. It is a transcript of the gene Vps4, whose product is annotated as vacuolar protein sorting-associated protein 4B. Bases 429 to 1751 code for a protein of 440 amino acids. The transcript has 9 exons. The record is from RefSeq and is a predicted model, not a curated record. NCBI's taxonomy places the organism in Eukaryota, Metazoa, Arthropoda, Insecta, Blattodea, Kalotermitidae. Gene Ontology annotation, biological process: endosomal transport; vacuole organization. Gene Ontology annotation, molecular function: ATP hydrolysis activity; ATP binding.